AUGUCACCCAUGGCUCUUUUGCUGUCCGUGCUUGCUUCGUGGACUUCCAGUGUAGCAGCCAAAGGGCCUGAUUCGUCAUGCUUGCUGCAGACGAUGGCGGGGCAGAACCGCCAGAACCUUUCCGACGGGCUUUCGCUGCCCGUGGGUUGGAGUGAGUUCUGCCAGGGUUGUUUCUGUAAGAGCAGGGUUCUCCCACGUGGCCCCGAUGUAGCUCUUGACCCGUGCAUCGCUCACUGCCAAGGUCGGGGUUAUUCAGUGGUUGCUUCUGGCAAGUUCCCGGGACGCACAAUGUGCUUUUGUUGCGAGGACACGGCCCUGUCACCGGAAAUGAUGCCCGGAGAUUACCACUGGUGGAACAUGUACCAGUUCAGGCAGACAAAGCAGAUCUCUGCCGAGGCCAUCGGGGACCCACACAUCAAGACGUUGGACGGCAGAAGCUACACUCUCCUGAGCCAAGGCACAUUUUUGUUAUGGCAUCUUGCCAUGGAGACAGAGUUGCCAUUCUCUGGGGGAGAAUCAGAAGUCAAAACCCCAGUGGAAUGGCAAAUUUACGCACAUUAUUCCGGGCAUCAGUCUUUUACCAAAGGCUUGUUGCUCGUGGACAUAUCUGGUGGAUCCCACAAAAUGCUGGAAAUUACCUCACAGAAAUGUGAGUGGAGAGCCCGGAAAGGACACCAGGAGUGGAUUGCAGUGAAGAGUUCCGACUCUGAACUCAUCUCCCUGGAUGCGGCCGGAAAUGAUGUAACGACUUUCAACUUGGUCACGACAAACGGUGCCAAGUUUCACAAUCAGGUGCACAUGAACAUGAAGACAAAAGUCGGCAAGACAGACAUCGCCGUGCUGAGGUUGAGCUGCAGACCGAAUCACAACCUCAACCUUCAUCUCACCAUGGAACGCAGGAGCGAUAUGAAACAGGUCGAGGGGGAGGUCAAGAUGGCUCGCAAGGCGUUGUCUACCUUGCAAACAUCAACAUCCACAGAUUCGGAGUUUAAGGCGGCAAAGAAGUGGCAGGACCUCGGAGGAAGUGACGAAGCAGCUGCCUACCUCCACCGCGUGGAUGAGUUGAUGUUGAUUCAAGCCGACAUGAGCAAGCUCCAGGAGUGCAACAGCCAAGAGGAGAAGGAGUUUGAAAAGACCUGCUCCAAACAUUUGAGGGCAAUGGGUUCCCAUGCAAUCGCGGAGGCCACCUUCACGGAUUUCUUGUCGGAUUGCAUCUAUGACAUGUGCAGAGGAGCUGGCGAGACAGCUGCAGAACUUGCUGCUGAGCUGCUUGCCUCGACUGCCAGCUGA
This is a messenger RNA of Cladocopium goreaui, 1290 nucleotides long. The record is from the annotation of a GenBank genome assembly. Lineage: Eukaryota; Dinophyceae; Suessiales; Symbiodiniaceae.